Mesocestoides corti is the source of this 546-nucleotide messenger RNA. NCBI's taxonomy places the organism in Eukaryota, Metazoa, Platyhelminthes, Cestoda, Cyclophyllidea, Mesocestoididae. The record is from the annotation of a GenBank genome assembly.
CGACUGGCAAAGUGGGCGGAAUUCCGAGAGCCUGACAUCGAAAAAGCACCCGAAGGAGUUUUUAGGUCGUUGUACUACUGCUUUGUGACCGUCUACGGGGCCUACAUCUCGUGGUUCAGUGGUAAAUACAACUUCAUUCAACAACCAUGCGAAGUGUACACCAACCAGACUAAUUUGGGUAAGGUUUGUGCCUAUUUCUUUGUCCUCAUACCACGAAUGCUAGGCUACUACUUGUCAGGAGUCUAUUUGGAAUUGUACAUGGACAAAAAGAGAAAAGAUUCCACCAUGAUGUUGAUGCAUCAUCUAGUGACGAUCAUGUUGGUAUAUGUCUCCUACAUUGCAAGGUACUACUACCAUGGUUGCAUCGUAUUCUUUCUGCACGACAUCUCUGAUGCGAUUCUAGAGACGGGAAAGUACAUUGUGAAGAUGUGCAUUCGACUACUCACAGGCAAAGAUAAACAAGUAGAAGACAUUCGGGAGCGAGAAAUGGCAGACUCCACAGGCCAGUACAUGAAUGGGACCCGCUUGUCCAAAAAGGCGGACUAA